Molecule: messenger RNA, 2316 nt
Organism: Phaedon cochleariae (mustard beetle)
Lineage: Eukaryota; Metazoa; Arthropoda; Insecta; Coleoptera; Chrysomelidae
Source: the annotation of a GenBank genome assembly
AUGGACAGGGAACCACUAGAAUUUGUGAACGUUGCAGUAAGGAUUAAACCACUUACUGAUAGUGAAAAUGCCUCGAAGUGUUUACAGAUCAUAAGCCAAAACCCACCAGUUCUAUUUCUCCCUGAAAGGCCGCUUACUUUCAAUUUUGAUCAUGUAUAUAGUGAAGGAGCCACCCAAAAAACCAUCUUUGAGCAAAUGGUGAAACCUUUUGUGAAAUAUGUUAGGCAGGGGUACAAUUGCACAGUAUUUGCAAAUGGUCAAACAGGCACAGGGAAGACCUAUACCAUUGGCACUGACCCAUAUGUAAAAAAUGAGGAGGACUUUGGGUUAAUCCCAAGAACAUUGAAUGAGUUCUUUGAAUACAGAGAUGAUGAUGACUCUGAAGUGGAAAUAUCCUUAUCAUUCAUUGAAAUUUAUAAUGAAAAAGUGUUUGAUCUCUUAUUGAAUGACAAACCUGAGGACAAACCAUUGCAGGUCAAGGGUUUGAAAGCACAGGGCUUUUGCCAGGAGAGAGUGUAUAAUUCUCAGGAGGCAAAACAUUUCUUGAAGAUAGGAAAUAAAAAUAGACACACUGCUGAAACCAAGCAGAAUGCCAAAAGCUCAAGAUCCCAUGCCAUCUUCACCAUUUAUUGUAAUGUCAAGCAUAAGGAUAAUAAUACUACUUCUGCCAAGCUCAACUUGGUAGACUUGGCUGGAUCUGAGAGCAUAAAGAAAACAGGCAACCAGGGCAGCACCUUCCAGGAAGGUGUCAACAUAAACAGGGGCCUGCUGUCUAUUGGCCAAGUGAUGACUGCUCUGUCAACAAAUGCAUCUCACAUUCCCUACCGCCAAUCCAUCAUCACAUCCAUUCUGAAAGACUCAUUGAACACACACAACUAUGUGUCUCUCAUAGCUUGUGUGAGUUCUUUGGCAGAAGACUCCACAGAAACCUCACAGACUCUGGAGUUUGCUCAAAGAGUCAAGAAGAUGAAGAACAAGCCUGAGGUGAAUGAAGUGAUCUCUCAGUAUAGAAGGGAAAAUCCUGCUCUGUUCUCACAGCCAAGGACUAGUGGGACCCCCUUCAAGAGACCAGCACCUGUGCCUACCCCUAGGACUGCCAAAAGGCCAAGGAUGUUGCCUCUGACAACAAUUGAUGAGCCAUCCACAGAUAAUAAUGUUCUCUUGCCAAGUCAAAGUCAUAGUAGUACUCAUUGUUCAUUAUCUUCAAGUCAUGUAUCUUCAAUUUCAAAUGUUGUGAGUUCAGUGUCUAAUGAUACUACUCAACAAAAUUUGAGUCCAGUUAUCAAGAAGUAUUUGAGUGCUAUGGAGUCUUCAUUGAUGGGCAAGUUAGAAUUGAUUAUUAAAAGUACACUGAAAAGGCCCAGUAGGAUUGAAAAUUCUAGAAGACACCUAGAGGAUGUUGAGAAUACACCUUGUGUGCCAUGGAAUAAAAUACAAAAUGAAGUAUCCAAAUUGGUUCGCACUGAACUGGCACAAUUGACUACCAAAGGCACAAGAGCCACAAGUAGUCCAAUAGAAGAACACCUGAGCAAAAUAAGAAAAGUAUUGAGUUAUGGCAGUCCAUUCACUGAGGAAGUCAAUUCCCUGUUAACUGAGAAAAUAGGAGAUGAUUCUCCAGAACAAUUGCAGUCUAAUUUGCAAGAUGAAAACAUUGCAUUCAAAGUCCCUGACUUACCUUUGAAGAAGAAAAAAAUACCAAAGUCCAAACGGACUCCCUCAAUCUCUCCAAUAGAAAUUAUCAAUAAAAAAACACCCAGGCGCAGUGUGAGACUUUCAAUGAACAGGCAGAGGCCUAAGAAGAAAUCUGAUGAUUUCUAUUGGGAUUCUUCAAGUAGCCCAAUCAUCCGUGGUUUGGCAUUGCUGGAGAGCACAUUGAAAAAUGAUGAUUCCUUAAAACAUUUUGAGCAUUCCAGAAGAAGGAGCGUGAGAUUGAAGGAUAGAACAAAACUACAAAAGAGUAACAUCAAUAGUAAUGUGAGAAAAACGAAUCUGGUGGAGAAUUUGAAGGAACCAACCAAAAAAAUGUUGACAGUAGCAGAUACUCCAGCUGGAAAGAGGUUAAUGCAGAAAACUAGAUCAGAUAGUCCAUGCACAGCACAUACCAGAGAAGUGUUAACCAUUCUCAAUAGUGGGAAUGUUAGGAAAUUAGAAACAUUGAAUACAAUCGGAUCUAAAACUGCUCAACAGAUUGUUUUGUUCAGGAGUAUCAGAGGAACAUUUGGAAGAAUAUCUGAUCUCAACACAUUGCCAGGAUGGGGUACAAAGAAGUUUGACAAAUUUGUUGAACACAAUUUUAUCAAAAGAGAAUUAAUAUAG